This is a messenger RNA of Rotaria sp. Silwood1, 474 nucleotides long. The record is from the annotation of a GenBank genome assembly. Lineage: Eukaryota; Metazoa; Rotifera; Eurotatoria; Philodinida; Philodinidae.
AUGAUAUCCUUAAUAAGUUAUAAUUUAUGUAAAUCUAGUAUAUUACUUGGACAAACAACAAAAGAAUAUAAUUCAUUAUAUAUACAUUUAAUUGAACAUAAUUAUAAAUUAAUAACUAAAACUCAUGCAUAUGCAUCAUGUUUAUUUUUACUUGAAAGUCAUGAAGUUGAUUUACAUUCAUAUGAUAUUUUAUUAUCAUUAAUUAAAGAUAAUAAUUUAACACAAAAAAUUAUAUCAAGUAGUCUUGAAAGACUUUUAAUAGUUGGUCAAUAUCCUAAAAAUGAUAUAUGGCGUUUAUAUGAACGUUCAAUAACAAUAAUACGUCAAUCAUCAUCGUUCAAUAUUGAUUAUCUUGUUUUAAUACUUACACCUUUACUUUUAUUACGUCCAUUACCAUUAUUAUUUGCACAUAUUGGUUUAUCGGAUUGUUUAAUGAAUAAAAUGAUUUUAGAAUUUGCUGCAUCAACACAAUAA